AUCAUAUGAAAUUUGACCUCUGAGAAAUCGACAGGUUGAUUAAGAAAAAAAGUUAAAAGUGACCGGGCGGGGUACAAAGAUUUGAGCAAUUUAGAUGGAUCGUUGGCUACGACGUCGUUGAACGAUUUUGAAAGCGAACACCAUGUUUUGAUGUAGUGAUGAGGAGUCUAAAUUCCCCGUUCGAUAGAUGCUCGCCACAGAACAUGCAAUGCACACACUGCUGCCCAACUAGACAUCGCGUCACUUCAUCACAUAGAACGCAAUUGGAAAAGCAACAAAAAGGAAAAAACCAAGACAAGGUGAAGGGUAGCUAAGUUACGUACGUUUUGGCUUUGGCUUGGGUGCGUCAAUUAUUACAAAAAGCUUGAGAGGGCAUGCAGUUGUCUGCAACUUCGGCGACAAAAUUUUACUGCAAAAGCAUCAGGCACAACACAUAAUACGGCAGCGCAAUUCAUCCCCCGCUACAAGAAAGAAUAUGUUCCUCCUCCCGGGAAGAGAGUACUGCUGGACGAAGAGGUUCCAAACAAGCCAAGAGAAUCAUCCACCUCAAAACUCUACGUUGCUAUGGUUAUUGUUAUUAUAAUUAUUACUAGUGGUUAUGCCGCACCUUGUCGUGGAGCGGAGAUGACCUACAGACAUGUAUUAUGUGGCCCGUUAUGGUGUUUUGUUAGUAUUAUUGGCCUAAAAUUAUUUUUUUUGUUUGCACCAUUGGCGGAUUCAGGGUGUGGCCACCCCGGGCCACGGCCCAGUCCUCCUCUGGAUCCGGAGCUAAUAUAGUACUUAUGAGUUUGUCGAUUUUAGUCAUUUGGCCAAGUGUUAUUUUAUAAUAAGAGUGUGUGUAAUUGAGAAAAUGGGUUAGAUGAACAUAAUCAAAUCACAACUCUAAAUUUAGCCUAGAAAUUCUAGCUUCAAUGAUUCUCUUCUAAAGAAAAACAAACAAUGUAACCUAAAAUUCUAAGCGCCUAAAACGGACUAAAAGAACCGAGGUUUGCUCUCUUGAAAAAUUACUAGAGUAGCUGGUGGAAAUAUGGAUGAACACACAAUACAAAUUGAUUAGUCGAUUGAUUUGUCUAGUAUUGGCAUUGCUUGUUUCAACAGCUACUAUGGAGAAAACAUUUUCAACAAUGGAACAGGUGAAAUAUGAUUUGUGUAACAAAAUGAGCGAUGAAUUUAUCGCUGAUUGGUAAACUAUUUUACUUGAGGGACAUUAGUAUGCUAUUGGUAUGAAUGUACACUACAUUAUUGAUGACUUCGCUAUAUUAAAAGGUCGAUGUAUACAAUUGAUAUUGUUAAAAAAAAUUAUAAUUUUUUACAGUGUGUAAUUUUCUAAUGAAAUGAGGUCAGUGCACUACUAUGUCCUGGAUCCGCCGCUGGUUAGUAGUUUUGUUAGUAAUAUUGACUGAGAAGAGAUAUAUGGCGGUCAACAUCGAAUUUAAAUUUUUUUUUUUUUGAAAGUUUUGGCUAAUAAAUGAUAUUUACCUAAACUCUAGUAGACCCAUUGAUUAUGGGUAGGGUAUGAGUGAUGCAUAUAUGAAUUUGGAAGUUUGUAGAUGAGUGUGGGUAGGAUAUGGAUAUUUACUUCCAUGAUCUAAAUGUGUAUGAGUUGAGUAUGGAUACCCACUUAUUCGAGGGUGUUUUAAUUAUACAUACAAAAAUUAGACCUAUUUGUAGAACUUCACAAGUUUAGGUACCAAAAUGUAAUACACACAAAUUUUAGGUACUAAAAUAUCAAGUUCCAUCAAUAUUUGAAGACUUAUAUGCAAAAAAAAAAAUUAGUUUAUAAAUCUAAAAAUCUAUUAAGUUUAGGUACCGAACUAUAAUUUGCAUAGUUGAGGCUUAAUUACUUUUAUGGUGAUGUAUUUGAGAUGAUAAUUAUUUACCUUUUUAUAGAAAAAUGGAAAUUUUUUAUUUGAUAUGUGUAGAUACCUUGCCAAACAUUCCAUGUAUAAUUGUUUAAAAUUCUAGUCCGGGUGAAAAAGAAUAACUCUACAGAAAAGUAAAAGGAAGGGAGAAUCUCACUACCAAUUCUUCUUCACCAUUUUAAUAGAAGCUCUAGGAGGAGCAGAAGUGGUAGUGCAAUUACUGGAAAAAUUAGCUUCAAUGGAGAAUCCCGAAGUAAAGUUUGAGAUUAGCUUUGAAGAGGAAGAUAUGAUUAAUGAAAAGCAAAAUACUAUCAAGAAAACCCUUUAGGGUUAUGGAUAUUUCAUCCUAGUGCAUGAAACGAAGAAAGAUACAGGGAAUUGCAUCACCAAAUGUCUUUUGGAUGACCAUCAAAUAGAGAAGUGUUUAAUUGAUCUUGGUGCAAGUAACAACAUCCUAGAUGUGCAUAUCUAUGAGGAAAUAGGAUUGACCAACAUGAAGGACGUCAACAUCAAGAUCAUACUUUCCAUUAACACAUCAUGUUCAAAGGCCUAAGUACCGAAGUUGGUUUAUUUAUAUUCAUAUUAUGUUGUGAUUGAUAUGAAGAUUGAUGAAGCAUAUUCAAUCCUUUUUGCGAUAUCAUUCCUUGCAAAUGAAAGGGCAAAGAUCGAUGUAGCAAAGGGAGAUAUUAUCCUAUAUGUAGGGCAUAUUAUGCAUCGAGUGAUGAACACCAUUGACGAAGUACUUGGUGAUGAUGAUUUUGAUGAAAAUGAAAAGAUAGAGCCAGAGAAUGAGAUCAAUAUCAAAUUAAGAUCUCUAAUUGAGGAUUCCUCAAAUGCAAUCUAUCAUCAUCAUGAUAUCAUCAAAUGGCACUUCACAUACUGGCAUGGUCAAUACAAAGCCGAAGACGAUGUUAGAAAAGAAUUUAGGAACUGCAUUGCGAAACAUUGGUGACUCGUUCUAACUACAACAUCUCGAUUGACGGCCAAGCAUAACCGCCGACCGGGUGUAGUAUAGGGCAAGCAAGCAAUAAUGAUUUAUCGUACCACGGGAUCUUGGCUUACCCUACUUCAUGUUUAGGGUUCGUUAUCUAACCAACCUAGAGUAGUGAUUAGGAAGGGGAAAAAAAACUAAUCUAGCUAACCACUAACCUAGCUAUUUACAAGAAACAGAUGAUACAGUCAUAGAUUUACAUCAAGCAUCGAUGAUAAAGAAAAAAGUUAUGAAAAUCCCCAAAUUGUCUUAAUCGCCGUCGAUUAUGCUCCUAAGUCAACAUCAAGUUGACCCCCGUGAACCGUCUGGUCAACCGUUAUCUAUAACGGUUAACGAAAUCGUUAGAACAUAAAUGACACACAACUAUUAUACGUUGGGACAUAAAUGGAAUAUUGAAUAGUUCGGAACACAAAUGACACUUUCUUGAUAGUUCAGAUUUCCUAGUGGUAUCAGCCUUAAAGAUAAUAAACACAAUAUGCAUCUUAUUAAUCAUAGAAAUAGAUGGAUGAGCCAUCAUAGAAUUCACCUUCGUAAUCAGAUUGACUAGCACGCCAUAGAGAAGUCGAACAACAUCACCAUAGAUACAUGCAUCGAUGGUGGAUGCUUUUCCUUUCAAUUUUAGUAGCAAUUCUCCUCCUCUCUAUUGAUUGCUACUCAUGCCCCUAAGGCAGAGUGGUGGUAACGGUGUGUACAAAAGCUAUAGCCUCGCCUUCUAUUUAUACAGUUACAGAAGGGUGUUUUCUAGUCCUUUUCCUACAAUAUUCGGUCAAAUCCUUCCUUAUCCGAUUUGAAGUGGAAUUCCUUCAACUUGUGGACGAAGUAACUUGUUGAUGAAUUCUUCUAGAAGCUAGGGCACAAGAGGCAGCCCUAUGGCGCUUGGAACCGCCGAUGGAUUUUCUUCUCCAAAUCGGUCCUUUUUUUGUGGGCGACUUCCUCUCGGGCUCGUGGUCGUGCUUCUAAAAUUUCAGCUCAUUUGGACUUUAUUUGACCUGUCUACUCUUCAAAAUACUCUCAUCUGGUCCAUAACUUUAGCUUUCGGUGUCAGAAUCCAUCUUCGUUUUAGCCAAUGAGCUUGUAUACCCGAUAUCUUUCUAAUUUAUUUGGUCUCUUGGUUAUGCAUAUUCGUCUUAAGUGUACUAUAUCUUUGUAAAGCACAAAACAACGUCAAAAGACGUAAAAUAAUACAAAAACACACUCAAAGUCUAUCUUAAUCUUAUUAUACUAGCAGUUAUGAUUUUCAUAUAAAGUAUAGUCAAACCCACCAAGUACGCAUUGAUAGAAGGGGAAAAAAGAAAGUGAUAAACACUAUAAAUAGAGUGUCAUCACUUUA
Molecule: messenger RNA, 4183 nt
Organism: Linum trigynum
Lineage: Eukaryota; Viridiplantae; Streptophyta; Magnoliopsida; Malpighiales; Linaceae
Source: the annotation of a GenBank genome assembly